Messenger RNA from Durio zibethinus, 529 nucleotides. RefSeq names its product calcium-binding protein KIC-like. NCBI's taxonomy places the organism in Eukaryota, Viridiplantae, Streptophyta, Magnoliopsida, Malvales, Malvaceae. The record is from RefSeq and is a predicted model, not a curated record. Gene Ontology annotation, molecular function: calcium ion binding.
CCACCCUAGUAGAAAACAGCAACCAACCAUAAUGGAACGCAAGGGAAUUAAAGAAAGAACUACGACAACAACAAGCGAGUACGAGGAUUUGUUACCUGUGAUGGCUGAAAAGCUCGACGUAGAAGCUUUUGUGUCUGAAUUAUGUGGAGGGUUUCGGCUUCUAGCUGACCAGGAAAGAGGGUUGAUAACGCCAGAGAGUCUGAGGAGAAAUUCUGCACUUUUAGGCAUGGAAGGGAUGAGCAAAGAGGAAGCCGAAGGGAUGGUUAGAGAAGGUGAUCUCGACGGAGAUGGGGCACUUAACCAGACUGAGUUUUGCAUCCUGAUGGUGAGGCUCAGCCCUGGAAUGAUGGAGGACGCCGAGACGUGGCUCGAGAAGGCGAUUGAUCAGGAGCUAAGGAAACCCUCAACUUGAUCCUUUUUUUGUGUUUGUAUUCGGUGCAGUAAGAUAUUAUAUUUAUCUUAUUGUUCUGCAAGGUUUACUGUUAAUGAAAAUGAUUAUCUCCAAUUAAUGGUCUGAAUAGAGACCGUA